AUGGAAUCAAAAGGUGUUGAAUCACCACGUAAAUCAUCAGUAAAUAAUUAUGGCGAUACCGAACAUGGUUCUUUUACACGACAUUAUGAUGAUACUCAUUUACCAACUUUAAACGAAGAAGAAUCUACAAAUGAUUAUACUACAAAUUUGUCAGUGCCAGGAAAUUCAAAUGAACUACCAUCAUCAUUUUCUUCAGCUAGUUUUACUGAACAGCAACAUCGUCAAUCUAGUACUUUAAAACCAUUUGAAAGACAAUUAUCAAUACUUGAUCCAAUGUCGGAUCGUGUUAGUACAAUACUUGUUUGGGAAAAUAUAACUGUUCAAGUUCGACCAAAUAAACAAAAAGAAUUUUUUCAACGUAUAAAACCGUAUAAAAAGUUUGUACCACAAAGAAAAUGUUUACUCAAUAAUAUUAGUGGAGCUAUUGCAGGUGGAUUAUGGGCUGUGAUGGGUCCAUCGGGUUCUGGUAAAUCGACACUUUUAAAUACAUUAGCUUGCCGUUUGGAUGUUAAUACAAUUGUUUUAGGUGAAAUGCGUUUAAAUGGUGCACCAUAUGAUAAUGCAGAAUUAAAACGUAUAGCUGGUUAUGUUAUGCAAUCUGAUUUAUUAAAUGGAUCUUUAACUGUUGAAGAAACCUUAAUGUAUACAGCACAACUUCGUUUACCACGAACAUUUACAGAUCCAGAACGAAAAGAACGUGUCAAGGAUGUUUUGGCUGAUUUAGGUCUAUCACAUGUACAUAAUGUUAUUGUGGGUACACCAUUAAAAAAAGGUAUAUCAGGUGGUGAACGCAAACGUGUAUGUGUUGGUAUGCAAUUACUUAAUCGUCCGCAAUUAUUAUUUCUUGAUGAACCAACAUCUGGUUUAGAUUCAGUUACAGCACUUGAUUUACUUCGUACAUUUCAUGCACUUGCACAUGGUAAAUCACAAGCAAAAUCUGUAACAAUUGUUUGUUCAAUUCAUCAACCACAAGCAAAAAUCUUUAAUUUAUUUGAUUCAUUAAUUUUACUUAAAGCAGGUCAUGUUCUCUAUCAAGGUCCGAGAAGACAAGCAAUGGAUGUUUAUCGUACAGCCGGAUUUCCAUGUCCUAUACAUACAAAUCCAGCUGAUCAUCUUUUAGAUGUUAUAACACCACCACGACAUAAUCCAGUACUUGGUACACCUACAAUAUCACUUGAACAACAAGCUGCUAUUGAUGAAGCAAUUAUUAAAGUACAACCACCACUUAGUAUUGAUCUUAGUAUGGGUGAAAAUAAACGUCUUGCUCAAAUGUCUAGUUUACUACAUAAUCCAACAUGGUUGAAACAAGUACAAAUUCUUCUACGACGUACAUUUCAAGAACAAUUUCGUCAAUCACAAAUUAUUAUUACAUCACUUGUACAAACAAUUAUCAUGGCUAUUUUAAUUGGUACUGUUUAUUUAAGGAUUGGUAAUACACAAAAAAGUAUUGUACGUCGUGAACCUGCAUUAUUUUUUUGUGCUGUUAAUCAAGGUAUUUUUGGUGCUUUAAUGGUUAUUAAUUCAUUUCCUGUUGAACGUGCAUUAACAUUACGUGAACGAGCAUCUGGUACAUAUUAUGCUAGUGCUUAUUUUAUGGCAAAAAUUAUUGCUGAAACACUUAUUCAAAUACCAGUACCAAUUAUAUUUUCAUGUGCUUUGUAUUUUCUGAUUGGUUUUCAACUAACUGCUGGCAAAUUUUUUCUAUUCACAUUUUUUAUGUUACUAUGUUCAUUAGCAGCAACAUCAUUAGCAUUGUUAAUUUCUGCUAUUUGUAAAACAACAGAUAUGAGUGUUACUGUACUACCAUUAGCACUUGAAGUUUCACGUUUGUUUGGCGGCUUCUUUUUAGCACCAUCACGUUUACCUAAAUAUUUUGCUUGGCUUGAUGCAUUAUCAUAUGUUAAAUAUACAUUUGUUGGUCUGGCUUUAAAUGAAUUACAAGGUCUUACAUUAACAUGUACAGAUGCUGAUCGAACAAAUGCUUCGUGUAUUGAAACUGGUGAACUUUUUAUUAUAGAACGUGGAUAUGAUUAUAUUACUAUAGGUGGUUGUAUAGGUGUACUAUUAGGUUACAUUAUUUUUUGUCGUAUUUUCGCAUAUCUUGGUGUUCGAUUUCUUAAAAGUUAA
Molecule: messenger RNA, 2127 nt
Organism: Rotaria sordida
Lineage: Eukaryota; Metazoa; Rotifera; Eurotatoria; Philodinida; Philodinidae
Source: the annotation of a GenBank genome assembly